This is a messenger RNA of Urocitellus parryii (Arctic ground squirrel), 747 nucleotides long. RefSeq names its product fibroblast growth factor-binding protein 1-like. Gene Ontology annotation, molecular function: growth factor binding. The record is from RefSeq and is a predicted model, not a curated record. NCBI's taxonomy places the organism in Eukaryota, Metazoa, Chordata, Mammalia, Rodentia, Sciuridae. Gene Ontology annotation, biological process: cell-cell signaling.
AUGAAGAUCCACAGCCUUGCCCUCCUCUCAUUUCUCCUCCUGGCUGCUCAAGUGCUCUCAGCAAAGGUCAGAAAUGGAACAAAGAACAGACGGGGCAGCAUACCAGAAGGAGAUCCAUCAGUUCCUCUGGGCGAGGGCCAGAGUAAGCAGAGAAGCAGAACAUCCAAGUCCAUGACCAAUGGCAAGUUUGCCACCAAAGACCAAGCUUCCUGCAGAUGGUCAGUGACUGAGCAGGAGCUGGUCAUCACCCUGAAAGUGGAGUGCACUCGAAUGGACCAGGAGUUUUCUUGUGUCUUUGCCGGAAAGCCAACUAAAUGCCUCAAGCUCAAUAAUGARAAGGCCUAUUGGAAACAAAUUGUCCGGACGCUGCGCAAACAGAAGAACUUAUGUGAGAACUCCAAGAGUGUCCUGAAGACCAGGGUGUGCAAAAAGCAGUUUCCAGAAUCCAAUCUCAAGUUGGUAAACUCCACUCUGUAUGAGAACAAGAAGCCCAGAAAGGAGAAAAYAGAGCUGUCCCCCAAGGAGCAUAUUGAGGUCACCAGCCCUUCCGCCCUGGAGCCAAAUGAGGUCAAAGAGAACAUCCAGUCCAGCCCAGCAGAGACUCAGACUGUGGCCGUCAAAGGUCCGGAGUGUAUGGAGGACCCAGAUGUGGUGAACCAGAGGAAGACUGCCCUGGAGUUCUGCGGGGACUCCUGGAGCUCCUUCUGCAACUUCUUCCUCACCAUGUUUCAGAGCACAACAUGUUAA